Talaromyces atroroseus is the source of this 1641-nucleotide messenger RNA. RefSeq lists its product as hypothetical. Gene Ontology annotation, cellular component: membrane. The record is from RefSeq and is a predicted model, not a curated record. The coding region runs from base 1 to 1641 and encodes 546 amino acids. The transcript has 8 exons. NCBI's taxonomy places the organism in Eukaryota, Fungi, Ascomycota, Eurotiomycetes, Eurotiales, Trichocomaceae.
AUGGUUUUCGGAUCGUUGAAAACGCAGAGAUUCAUUUCGCUUGUCGCUGCGACGUUGGUUGCGCUUGCAAGUGGGACAAACUAUGCAUACUCAGCAUGGGCGCCUCAAUUUGCCGAACGCCUGGUGCUAUCUUCGAAACAGAUCAAUAUGAUUGGUAUUGCGGGAAACAUUGGCUUAUACUGCUCGGGAGUUUUUACGGGUUAUUUGACUGAUACAAGGGGUCCUAUAAUCACUUUACCAAUGGGAGUCGCCGCACUUAUACUAGGAUACUAUCCUCUUUACCUUGCGUAUCAACAUGGGCCAAACUAUCUUUCGCUUGGCUCCUUGUGUUUUUUCGCAUGGCUUACCGGUCUGGGAGGCUCUGCUGCAUUUUCUGCAGCCAUCAAAGCCGCGGCUAGCAACUUCCCGAACAAACGUGGGACAGCCACGGCGUUUCCCCUUGCUGCUCUUGGACUCAGCGCCUUUUUCUUUUCGAGCAUGGCAUCUGUUUUAUUCCGCAGCCAAGUCGGUCCGUUUCUGCUAUUAUUAGCCGAUGGAACAUCACUCAUGGUCUUAAUUUCUGGACUGUUCCUUCGGAUCAUUCCUCCAGAAAAGGACUAUAAGGCUGUACCAGGACGUGACGCUGAAGAUGGCUCUCGAUUUAUCAUCGAGCAACCCCAAGAAAUAGGUAGGCAAAGAACAAAUUCCGCCUCAUCACCCUUACCUUCAUCAUCAGCACAGCCCCUUUUGACCGACAUCACGGCAUCUGCACGGUUACAUCGCACCAGUGCAGAGCUUGAGGAGGCAUUGGAUGCGGACGAAGUCUCGUCUCUGGUUUCCAAGCCAGAGUCCCUGCAAUACCCUCAUGACCAUGAUGGUCAUGUCAUACAGUCUCAUCAGAGUGAGCAAGAAAUUGGCGAAAAUGACUCACACUAUCCAGAUAUCAGAGGGUUUGCUCUCCUAUGGAAACGCGAGUUCUGGCAGCAAUUCGUUAUGAUGGCACUGCUGUCGGGCAUUGGAUUGAUGACUAUCAACAAUAUUGGCAAUGAUACAAAAGCGCUGUGGAAAUAUUACGACGAUAGUGCAGACUCUCAAUUUAUUCUGCGCCACCAAGUCCUGCAUGUCUCAUUACUGUCUUUCGGCAGUUUCCUUGGUAGACUAUCGAGUGGUGUUGGCUCCGACUUUCUCGUCCUUAGACUCGAUAUGUCUCGCUUCUGGUGCAUAUUUCUCUCGUCUACAGUCUUUACAAUCACCCAAAUAGCCGGCACAUCCAUCUCCAACCCAAAUCACCUUUACAUACUCUCAUCCCUAACAGGACUAGCGUAUGGCUUCCUAUUUGGGGUCUUCCCAUCUGUCGUCGCGCACACAUUCGGCAUUUCCGGCCUAAGUCAGAACUGGGGCGUAAUGAGUUUGGCACCUGUGCUUAGUGGCAAUAUCUUCAAUUUGCUUUAUGGUGCAAUUUAUGACCAACACAGCGUUGUUGGACCACAGGGACAGAGGGACUGCACUGAGGGGUUGCAGUGCUACCAGUCUGCCUAUUAUGUGACUUUUUUCAGCGGACUUACCGGAAUGGCAGUCUCGCUGUAUGCUAUUUGGCAAGAAAGGCAAAUUCAUGGUAAAGCAGGGCGUCGUAAGAGCGAAGUACAUGAAAGACUGGCCUAG